Messenger RNA from Juglans microcarpa x Juglans regia, 577 nucleotides. RefSeq names its product small RNA-binding protein 11, chloroplastic-like. Bases 69 to 446 code for a protein of 125 amino acids. Gene Ontology annotation, molecular function: RNA binding. The transcript has 4 exons. The record is from RefSeq and is a predicted model, not a curated record. NCBI's taxonomy places the organism in Eukaryota, Viridiplantae, Streptophyta, Magnoliopsida, Fagales, Juglandaceae.
UUCAUAUUUGCAAUUUCAGAAGCGAAGAAUGCGCAACUCCCAUCAAAAGCUUCGCUUUACUUGCUCUCAUGGCGGCUUUAAGAGGUAUCUCCCAAGCUGGUAACAUAUCUCCUGCACGGAUGAACUUCUUCAGAGGAUUCGCUUCCAGGCUCUUCGUCAAAGGUAUAUCUUUCUCCACCACGGAGGAUACACUAGUGGAAGCAUUUUCUAAAUUUGGCCAAGUUAUUGAAGCUAAAGUAAUUAUGGACAAAGUUAGAAACCGAACAAAAGGUUUUGGGUAUGUGACUUUUGCUAAAGAGGAUGAAGCCCAGAAAGCCUUGAUGGAGAUGAAUGGGAAGUUACUUGAUGGACGCGUUCUUUUUGUGGACAAUGUAAGGCCCAGUAGGAAUUUCAAUUCUGGUGUGCCAAUAGCAGGAGGACCCCCAGUGCCAGCAGCUGAUAGUUGAUACUAACCUUUCUACUAUUUUCUGUACACAUGCAAUAAUGUCAACAAAGUGGGUUAAUUGCCAGAUAUUUCUUUUGUAGCUUGUAUACUUGUCAUGAUUCGGUAAGCAUUCAAUCUCCCCUUGCCUCCAAA